Messenger RNA from Salvelinus sp. IW2-2015, 890 nucleotides. Its product is annotated as serine palmitoyltransferase 3-like. Gene Ontology annotation, biological process: ceramide biosynthetic process; sphingosine biosynthetic process. The record is from RefSeq and is a predicted model, not a curated record. Gene Ontology annotation, cellular component: serine palmitoyltransferase complex. NCBI's taxonomy places the organism in Eukaryota, Metazoa, Chordata, Actinopteri, Salmoniformes, Salmonidae. Gene Ontology annotation, molecular function: serine C-palmitoyltransferase activity; pyridoxal phosphate binding.
CUCCCACAGAGUGUAAUGUUGCCCUGUGAUUGGUCUGUAUUACAGGAGCUGGUGGACUACCUGCGUAGCCACUCCCACAGUGCGGUGUACGCCUCGGCCAUGUCUCCUCCCGUCACAGAACAGAUUCUGAGAGCCAUGAAAUGCAUCAUGGGGCUGGAUGGAACCACCGUGGGUCAGGCCAGGGUGCACCAGCUAGCAGAGAACACGCGCUACUUCAGGUCUCGUCUUCAAGAGAUGGGUUUCAUCAUCUACGGUAACGAUGAUUCUCCUGUGGUCCCAAUUCUGCUCUACAUGCCAGGAAAAGUUGUGGCUUUCUCUCGUGCCAUGCUGAAGAGGAAGAUAGGAGUGGUGGUGGUGGGUUUCCUGCUACGCCAUCACAGAGGCACGGGCACGCUUCUGUCUGUCUGCUGCACACACCAAGGCAUGCUCGACCAGGUGUUGUUUGAUCUGAACGAGUUAGGAGAUGAUUUGUGUCUGAAGUUCUCCCGGAGGAAAUAUUCUCUCUCGUCCACAACAACACAACAACAACGACGACACAGACUUUGAGCUGGACAGUUAGCCAAUGACUGAUAGGAUAACCCCUGAUCUCUGACCUCCCACCUCUGCACUGAGAGACUGUAACGGUGGUUCCAUGCUGACAGGAAUGGCCAUACGUCCCAAUAAUUUCUCCUUUAUCCCAAAUGUGCACUGGUGCUCUCCUCCCCACACAUGUUAAAAACAUUGGAUUGGUGUAAGCAUGGGUUAGACAGUGUCUAGUACCAUUUGUCUUGUUCCAGAUCAUAAUGGGAAGUGAACAGGUGUACAUGGUUAGAUUUUGGGAACAGCAGUGGGCCUCUACCUUCCAUGCCAUGGCUAAUACACAGAGAGAUGUGGGGUUUCUCUCUACCAGU